GAUGAUGAUGAUGAGGCGCGCUCCAGCAGCCGAGGACGUCCACGGACGCGGACUGAGUCCCGUGACGUGAGCCGGGAGGAGCAAAGUGGACAUGGCGGAGCUCCCGUGGCUGCUGGUGACGCUCGUGCUGUCCACGGGCUGCACGUGCCAGCACUACCUGCUGCUGCGCCCGGUGCCCGCCGACACUCUCCCGGUCGUGGAGCUCCAGGAGGACCCGGACCCGCUGCUGGACCCCACGCAGAAGGACCUGGACGAGACGGCGCUGCGGGGCGCGCUGGGCGCACACUUUGACGCGCGCGUCAUGUCCGUGCACGAGCCGAGUGGCGGCAACGACGAGGCGGACGCGGACGCGGACGCGCGCGUCAUGCCCGAGGAGAUCCGGGCCAUGGAGUUGGAGGCGCCGCGCGGCAAGAGGCGGAAGCUGCGGCGGCGGCUGCUGUUGUGGCUGUGGACGCGCGCCCGCUGCCCGGUGACGCGCGCCUGGAGCGACCUGGGCCGCCGCUUCUGGCCGCGCUACGUCAUGGCGGGAAGCUGCUCCAGCGAGCGCUCCUGUUCGAUGCCGGAGGGCAUGCACUGCAGGCCGGCGCGCUCCUCGCACCUCACCCUGCUCAGGUGGCGCUGCCUGCGCCGGAAGGCGGCGCUCAGGUGCGCGUGGAUCCCGGUCCGAUACCCCGUCGUCUCCGAGUGCAAGUGCGCAUGCGCCAACUGAAAGGCGCCGCUGGGCGGGACGGCGCGAGACUUUCGUCAAAGUUGACAAAGUCUUUUCGAUGAGGCACUUCCGGACAGAGUUUGCCAAAAUAAAAGCGCAGCCUUCAGUG
Molecule: messenger RNA, 818 nt
Organism: Entelurus aequoreus (snake pipefish)
Lineage: Eukaryota; Metazoa; Chordata; Actinopteri; Syngnathiformes; Syngnathidae
Product: noggin-3-like
Exons: 1
Coding region: 92-709 (205 amino acids)
Biological process (GO): osteoblast differentiation; negative regulation of cell differentiation; negative regulation of BMP signaling pathway
Source: RefSeq, a predicted model, not a curated record